Molecule: messenger RNA, 779 nt
Organism: Didymodactylos carnosus
Lineage: Eukaryota; Metazoa; Rotifera; Eurotatoria; Philodinida; Philodinidae
Source: the annotation of a GenBank genome assembly
UAGUUUCUUCCACCUCGGCGAAACAUCCUCUUUCAUCAGGUGACUCUUCGCCAAUUGAUAAUAAGAAAUUAAAAAACGAAGAAUUGGAUCAAGCUCGAUCUACACUUUUCGAUCUCUUCCAACGAGAUCCAUCUCUCUUGAGUCAAAUCGCUGCUAUGGCUAAGACGGCAGAAGACAACAAUCAAGCAUUGCAAGUAGAACAGGUGGUUAAUGUAGUACAAAAUGAUUUUGCUUUGGCCAUUUCUAAACUGAAUGAAUGAGUUGAUGUUGUCGAGACCAAGAUUAAAUCUCACGAUUCGGAUAUUGAAGAAGCACAACGAUAUAGUCGUUCUUUUUGCCUUCGCGUGUACGGUGUCCGACUUAUUCAAAACGAAAAUAAUAUUACUUUACGUGAUUGGCUAUAUGACUUUUUCGAAAAUACCCUUGGUGUUCAGUUAGGAAAUAAUAUUGAAUAUUGUCAUCGCUCUCGUUCUUCGUUAAAUCAAGCAACAUCAACUGCUUCAACUCGACCGCCGGCUAUUGUUGUGCGAUUUAUUUCUCGAUUUGAUCGUCAGGCAGUUCUUUCGUCUCUUGGUCAUUUAAAGAAACAAAACACUGGCAUGACUAUCACUGAAGAUUUGACUCCUGGAACUCUUAAACUAUUUCAUGAAACUCGAAAUAAAUUGAAUGGUGAGGAAAAGAAACGUGUCACUACUCGUAUGGGAUUUGUCUUUCUUCGAGAUUCGAUUAGUAGUAGAACGAUGAAACGAGUUGAAAGUAAGUGGGACGGAAUGACUUAA